Messenger RNA from Actinia tenebrosa (Australian red waratah sea anemone), 682 nucleotides. RefSeq lists its product as uncharacterized. NCBI's taxonomy places the organism in Eukaryota, Metazoa, Cnidaria, Anthozoa, Actiniaria, Actiniidae. The record is from RefSeq and is a predicted model, not a curated record. Gene Ontology annotation, molecular function: phospholipid binding; calcium ion binding. Gene Ontology annotation, biological process: arachidonate secretion; phospholipid metabolic process; lipid catabolic process.
AGAAUCAAGACCUGUUAUGUAUCCUUGUCGUUUAGCUGCUGAUAUAAUUUGAUUAUAACAAGGGAUAUGGGUAAAGUACUUUAUACUAAGUGUAGCAUGUUGCUGGCGAUGAUUCUUGUGAUGUCUGUCAUUGUCAGCAGUAAAGUUGUUAAACACUUGAAGAAAAAUAAGGAUCACCAUUAUGGAAAGAAUCAUCGAAAAGAUGCUGUCAGGUUCACGAUGAGUGUUACGGGGAUUGGAAAGAAUGCAGACCUAAAUCAAACUUAUACGAUUACAAACUAUCUGGAGAACAUCCUCAAUGCAAUAUCACGUGCAGUCACAAUCCUAAAAAUACAGAAUGUGAACGAGCCGUCUGUAUCUGCGAUAAGCUUGCAGCAGAAUGCUUUGCGAAAAGUCAUUACAACCCUGAGCAUAAAAAGCCAACCUUCAACUUUCUGGGAUGGUAAUUGCUUGAAACACCUGUAAUAAUCAAAUCAACAUGUAAAAUAAAUAUGUUGGAGGAAAAAAAAAAAAAAAAAAAAAAAAAAAAAAAAAAAANAAAAAAAAAAAAAAAAAAAAAAAAACCAACAACAACAGAGAUUAAACAGCUGUGUUUUAAUUGAUUGAUAACUUAACGCAAAUUAACUUCGGCGUCCAUAUUGAUGGGACUUCAAAAAGACACCCUUUCUUAUUAACUGUUACU